Molecule: messenger RNA, 1403 nt
Organism: Sclerotinia trifoliorum
Lineage: Eukaryota; Fungi; Ascomycota; Leotiomycetes; Helotiales; Sclerotiniaceae
Source: the annotation of a GenBank genome assembly
CUAUUUUUCAAGCUUUCAACAUCUUUUCAAUAUUUGACAACUUUCAAUUGGAACUCCAAUGAUAAUUCAUCAACCUUUGGUAAGUAAGUAUUUAGCAAUUCCUUUAUCUUAAUUCCCUUCGAUAUGAUUACAAAACCGAUCUGUCAAUCCCCUGACAACCAGAUUUAUCUGGACAUGAUGUCUUAAAAUAUGUUUUAAUUCAUGAUUCAUCGAGCCUCAAUUUUAUCAUUGCACAUUCUGCUAGUUGACAUCAGAAUCACUGCUAACAUCGCAAAGUAAUUUUUUAGUUUAGGUUCUCUUAGAUUCGAAUUUAAGAUGUAUCCAUCCGCCUUAUCAGAGCCUAUUGCCAUAUCAUCCAUUGCUGGCCGAUAUUUGCUAUUCGACAUAGAUGUCGUGACUCACCUUCGCAGGACUUACCAUAUCUGCGGUGUUUUGACUGGUACCAUCCCGCAGAUUCCACAGCAGAACUUAUUCCUUGGCCUACCCGUUGAGUUACUACCAGAAGAGGCCAAAGUCCUCGUCGAUAAAAAAAUUGCAUAUAUUGUUGAGGAUACUCCCUGGCAUAAGCAACAUUUCGCUUCUCUAGAAGGAUCAGACAGGAAAAAAUACUUGGAGUCUCUCAAAACGGAAGCAUUAAAAGCAAAGAGAGCUGCAGAUACUGAGGCCAGGAAGCGGACUGAAAAUGCCCUGGCAAAAAAAGCUCUUAAAGGUGGGAGUGAAUUAUUACCGGGUACCCCCCGAAAGAGUAACGAGCCUAAAGAUUCCAUUUCCAAUGAACCAGAUUCUUUGUUCGAUGAUGAACGUCCUGCCUCUAGAGCAUCCUCUGCGACAUCUCCAUCCACAAAACUUUGGGGAAUCACACCAACUGUUUCAUAUAAUUCAUCCUCUUCAUUCCAAAACUUUCCAUCAAGUUUAGCUCCUUCCGUUCCUUCAUCUUAUCCUUUGUUUGCGCACUUGCACUCUCGUGACUACUUCAUGACACCUGGCCUCCGCUUCGGAUGCGAUUACACUGUGUAUCCAGGAGAUCCUCUACGCUUUCAUAGUCACUUCAUAGCCACUGGCUAUGGAUGGAACGAAGAGAUUCGCUUGCUGGACAUCGUCGGAGGCGGUAGGUUAGGGACCGGUGUCAAAAAGGGUUUCUUGAUUGGUGGUGAAAAUCCCCAAAAGAAGUCAGAUGAAGAGGAGAAUGACGGAGUAAGAACGUUUUGUAUUGAAUGGGGUGGAAUGUGAUAUACCCAUAUGGAUUGGAGACUUCUACCCCCCGAUUUACCAUAUCGACAUAGAAUUAUGAAUAGAAAACGAGCUUUUUAACAACCUGUCAAAUCCAACUCAUGCUCUUGUGCAAUCUCAAUGUUGAGAGUUCUUCUGUCUCGAAUAUACUUAGCUCCUAUAAUGUCUUCAAU